AUGUCAGAAGAGCUACCUAUGGAAAGAACAUCCUCUUCUGAUCAGUCAAACAAGCCAGCAGAUCCUCUUGGGCUUUCUCCCUGCUCGCCGUCCAGCACCGCAGCAGGUCACGUCACAGACAGCAGCAGUCAUAGCGUGAAUGACUCAGGACCAUCCACACCCACGCAUGAGAAUCUCCCAGAAAACAUGUCAUACACGGCCGAGAUUCGGCCACUACGGCCAUAUGCUAUCGAGGAACCGGAUGACGAACCGGGUUAUGACCCGGAACCUGUUAUGCAGUGGAGGCAGUUACCAUGCCUCCCAGAUUGCUUUGAGCGGUGGCAGCGCGAGCUGAUCGAUCGCAUCGAUGAUAUGGACGACAAGUUUGUGACAAGUCCAAGCGCCAAGCCUUCACCAAGUCCAAAGAGAGGUCAAAAGCGAAAGCUUAUUGGUUCUGGCGAUUUCCCCAUGGGAUCUCACCGAUCCAAGUCCAAGGCUAAGCUAGAUGAUCCUGCAUUACCUAUCAAUGGCCUGAGUCCAAAGAGACGCCGAAGACGCAGCAAGAUACCGGAGGAUAAUGCCAAACAUCCUCACACUGUCUCUCUACAUGAUUUCCGUGACACCCGAGUUAACGAGAGUUCAAGUUCAGACUUUCUAUCGAGCAGUAGUAUCGACACUGCGAAUGAGUCUGCCUUGGUUGAUGAGAUGGACAUUGAUUGA
Messenger RNA from Penicillium subrubescens, 699 nucleotides. RefSeq lists its product as uncharacterized. The record is from RefSeq and is a predicted model, not a curated record. The transcript has a single exon. Bases 1 to 699 code for a protein of 232 amino acids. NCBI's taxonomy places the organism in Eukaryota, Fungi, Ascomycota, Eurotiomycetes, Eurotiales, Aspergillaceae.